UUAUUUCGGAACUGUAUUUUAGAAACAUAAACACACACAGUUCUGAUUCUCUGUAUCCGGUACAGUGAAGUUUAGGGCUGCAGGCUUGCGCAGUUUGGAAGGAGGACAGAGAACCGACCUACAGCAUAGAGGAGCUGCGUGGUUUGCGUUCAGAUUUGCACAUUUACCGGGUAUAACCGAGGUGGAUUUGAUUAUACGGCACUAACCCGCCCAGGCUGGAGGUAACGAUUUAGUGUCCAUUUAUAAGGAGAUGGGAUUUUGGCUGCUGGCCACAGCUGAAACAGCCCAAGUGCGACUCGGUUCUCCUCUGAGACCCCCAGCGUAUCACCCAUGAUUUCUCUCUGGUGAACACACACCGGGCAGCAUGUUCAGGAACAGCUUAAAGGCACUACUCAGCGGGGGCAAGUCCAACCGCAAGAACCGCAACAGUGGUGGCACCUCAGCGGAUGGCGAGUGUGUAUUCGAGGGUGAUUACGGCGUGCCCCCUCUCCCGGUGACUGAGGGCAUGCAGCACAUCCGAAUCAUGGAGGGAGUGACUCGCUCCCUGCCCUCCUCACCACUCCUCUCACACCAGGCACUUAACAUGAGACUCCAACCGCUCAAGAGACUACCAGGCGAGGACAGUCAGGAACUGGGUCCACCUCCAUCAGUGGACGAAGCUGCGAACACUCUGAUGACGCGACUCGGCUUCCUGCUGGGGGACAAAGUGUCGGAGGGGUCUGACAGAGCCACCUACGGCCUGGAGGAACAGGACGAGAGUCAGGCCAUAUCCAUGACCCAGAGAAUCAGUCCAUGCUCUAGUUUGGCCAGCAGCUCAGCAUCACCUCCUCCCGGCAGCCCCUGCUCCACUCUACCCACCGGUGCACCGGGCAGUUUGGGUGCCUACGGCUCCAUCACCAGCCCCACGUCUACACUGGAGAGCAGGGACAGUGGAAUCAUCGCUACUCUCACAAGUUACUCGGAGAAUCCUGAGCGGAGCGGGAAACAUGGCGAGAGCUCACGCAGCAGCCUCAAACUGCGCCAGACCGCCAAAUCUUCAGGCACCGACUCCUUCCUGUACCGCGUGGACGAGAACAUGGCCGCCUCUACAUACAGCCUUAACAAAAUCCCAGAGAGGAGCCUGGAGCACUCCGCCUCUCACUCCGCCCACUCCAUCCCUCUCUACCUCAUGCCUCGUCCCAAUUCAGUGGCAGCUACCAGUUCUGCCCACCUGGAGGACUUGGCGUAUCUGGACGAGCAGCGACAGGCUCCGUUACGGACGUCCCUGCGAAUGCCUCGUCAGAACUCUGGCGCCGGACGCUCCAGCCAUGAUCUCAGAGUGCGCUUUGCCCCGUAUCGAGCACCGGAUAUCACUCUGAAGCCACUGCUGUUUGAGGUACCCAGCGUCACACCCGACUCCGUGUUCACGGGCCGAGAGUGGCUCUUCCAGGAAGUGGAGGCUCACCUGCGUAACGGCGACACGACCAGCCAUGGCGUGGUCAUCGUGGGCAACGUGGGCUUCGGCAAAACCGCCAUCAUCUCCCGUCUUGUGGCUCUCAGCUGCCAUGGCAACCGCAUGAGACAGAUCGCUUCGGACAGCUCGCAUGCCUCGCCAAAACACGGAGACACGCUACCGCUUAGUCAGCCCCACGGGGGUCAUGGCACCCUGGUGGGGGGCAGCAGCUGUCCUGGCACUCCGGAGAUGAGACGACGUCAGGAAGAGGCACUGAGAAAACUCUCCUCGCAGGUGGUGGCGUAUCACUACUGCCAGGCGGACAAUGCCUACACAUGCCUGGUCCCGGAGUUUGUGCACAACAUCGCUGCGUUACUAUGUCGAGCUCCUCAGCUGCAGGCAUACAGAGAGCUGCUGCUGCGCCAGCCUCAUCUACAGAGCCUCCUCAGCCUGCGCUCCUGUGUUCAGGAACCGAUCACAGCCCUCAACCGGGGCAUUCUUGAACCCCUUUACCAACUGCAAAGAGAGCGGAAGGUAGCAUGUGAUGAGGAUCUGAUCAUCCUGAUUGAUGGCCUGAACGAGGCAGAGUUCCACAAGCCUGAUUACGGCGACACCAUCGUCUCAUUCCUGUGUAGGACCAUCGAGCGUUUCCCUCCCUGGCUCAAACUGGUGGUCACGGUCAGGACCUCCCUACAGGAUGUCACUCUUCCACUGCCGUUCCACCGAAUCUCUCUGGACCGUUUGGAGGAGAGUGAUGCCAUUGACUCAGACCUGCAGGGUUACAUCCUACACCGGCUUCACUCCAGCCAGGAAAUCCAGAACAACGUGGCGCUAAACGGCAAACUGGACAACGCAGCCUUCGCUAAGCUCAGUGCCCACCUGAAGGGCUUGAGUCGGGGCUCCUACCUCUAUCUAAAACUCACUCUUGACCUCAUUGAGAAGGGCUACCUGGUGCUCAAGAGUUCAAGCUACAAGGUGGUGCCAGUGAGCCUAGCCGAGGUUUACCUGCUGCAGCUGAAUAUGCGUUUCCCCACGCAGUCAUCAUUUGAGCGCGUGCUGCCCUUGCUCAACGUGGCCGUAGCUUCUCUGCACCCGCUGUCGGACGAGCAGUUGUUCGGGGCGGUGAACGCCGGGGCCAUCAGGGGGGCUGUGCUACACUGGGACGAUUUCCUGCAGCGUGCCGAGCUCCUCACACCCUUCCUGAUAAAGAGGAGGGACGGCACUCGCACGUUCGUACACUCCUCCUUUAGAGAAUGGCUCAUCUGGAGAGAGGACGGAGAGACCCGAUUUCUCUGUGAUCCCAGGAGUGGCCACACACUUCUGGCCUUUUGGUUCUCCAGACAGGAGGGCAAACUCAACCGGCAGCAAACCAUCGAACUCGGCCACCACAUUCUCAAAGCACACAUCUUCAAGGGGCUGAGUAAGAAGGUCAGGGUUUCCUCGUCUGUGCUGCAGGGACUGUGGGUGUCUUACAGUACAGAGGGUCUGUCUGCUGCCCUAGCAUCUUUGAGAAACCUCUACACUCCUAACAUCAAGGUGUCUCGCCUGCUGAUUCUAGGUGGUGCUAAUGUGAACUACCGUACGGAGGUCUUAAACAACGCCCCGGUGCUGUGUGUGUAUGCUCACAUGGGUUACAUGGAGACGGUGAACCUGCUGCUGGAGUUCGGUGCGGACGUGAACGGGGCCUCUGAGAGUGGCCUCAGUCCUUUGGGCUACGCCGCUGCUGCUGGCCACCUGACCAUCAUUACCGCCCUCUGUGCCAAGAAAGCAAAGGUGGAUCAUGUGGACAGGAACGGGCAGUGUGCGCUGGUGCAUGCAGCACUGCGGGGCCACCUGGAGGUGGUGCAGUACCUGGUACAGUGUGACUGGAGCUCAGAGGAGAUGCAGCAGUCCAGCCUCAGCAAGGGUCACGCCAUCCAGCAGGCUCUGGUUGCAGCUUCCAGCAUGGGUUUUACUGAGAUUGCUGCAUACCUGCUGGACCUUCCCGAGAAAGAUGAGGACGACGAGGAGCGUGCUCACGUUAACAGUUUUGACACCCUGUGGGGUGAAACAGCUCUGACUGCAGCAGCUGGUAGAGGGAAGCUGGAUGUGUGUGAGUUGUUGUUGGAGCAGGGAGCUGAGGUGUCACAGCCCAACCGGCGUGGCAUCGUGCCACUCUUCAGCGCUGUACGCCAGGGCCACUGGCAGAUCGUAGAGCUGCUGCAGAACCACAGUGCAGAUGUAAACAUGGUGGAUAAGCAGGGCCGGACUCCUCUGAUGGUGGCUUCAUCCGAGGGCCAUUUAGCCACAGCCGAGUUUCUGCUAGAACAAGGUGCAUCCUUGGCUCUGACGGAUAAAGAGGGGCUCACUGCUUUGAGCUGGGCAUGUCUCAAAGGUCACCUCCCGAUCGUCCAUCUGCUGGUGGAGAGAGGAGCGACUACAGCUCACGCCGACAAGAGCGGCCGCACACCGCUGGACCUUGCAUCUUUCUACGGAGACUCAGAGAUUGUGCAGUUCCUGGUGGAUCACGGUGCGAUGAUCGAGCAUGUGGACUACAGUGGGAUGAGACCCCUGGACCGAGCCGUGGGCUGCAGGAACACAUCAGUGGUGGUAGCGCUGCUGAAAAAGGGUGCAAAGAUAGGAUGUCAGACCCUUCCCAGCAGGGCUCGAGGUCCGGCGACAUGGGCGAUGGCCACCUCCAAGCCUGACAUCAUGAUCGUCCUCCUGAGCAAGCUGAUUGAAGAAGGAGAUGGAUUCUAUAAGAAAGGGAAGGUGAAGGAGGCAGCGCAGCGCUAUCAGUACGCACUGAAAAAGUUUCCUCGAGAGGGUUUCACUGAGGACCUGAAGAGCUUCCGCGAGCUCAAAGUCUCCCUGUUGCUCAGCCUGUCGCGCUGCAGGAGGAAAAUGAACGACUUUGGCAUGGCGGAGGAGUUUGCCUCCAGAGCUCUAGAGUUGAAACCCAAAUCCUAUGAGGCCUUUUACGCACGAGCCCGCGCCAAACGCAGCAGCAGGCAAUUCCACGCAGCCCUGGAGGACCUGAAUGAAGCCGUGCGACUGUGUCCCAGCAACCGCGAGAUCCAGCGGCUGCUGCAGCGAGUGGAGGAGGAAUGUUGUCAGGUCGUUCUGCAACAGCAGGUGGAUCCGCCCCCCUCACCUCCCCGUGACCCAGCUCCAAUAAUGUCACCACACCCUCCUCCACUUGAGCCCCGCCUGUCUGACAUGGAGCCUGUGCAGGACCUGUUCGAAGAGGGGGACGACUACCUGGAGCGGGAUUUGGACGGUCUGCCGCUGGCCGUUACCGCUGAACCCCGCUCCAGUCCCUCAGGGUUGCCCGUCAUUCAGAACAUGCCACCUUCCCCCAGCCAUUUGCCUUACCUUUCCGGGGGGGUCUCCAUGGGUCAGGCAUAUGACCUACGCCCCAGUCCGCCGUCAAUGUCCUCCCCAACACGCCAGGGUUACCAUUCAUCCUCUCCAUCACUUUCUCCAACUCAUCAAAGCACCCAGUAUCGUCCGAGUCCCCCUCACACUUCACCAGCCCACCAAGCAUCUUCAUCGUCAUCCUCUUCCUCAUAUCACUUCAGCCCUCCGCCUUCACCUUUACGCCGUGGACCCUACGCUCCAGAGAAUGCAGGACUUUACCGACCCCAAUCCGCCUCGGUCUCCAACAGUCGCUAUCAGCAGGAGGUGUUUUCAGGUCGGCCCAAGUCACCGUUGGCUAAAAUGAGCAGCCAGCGCUCAAUUCAGCAGCAGAGCCAAUGGUUGCAGCCAGCCAAGGCUCAAAUUGUCCGCACAAACCAGGCCACCGGGCAGGUACACUCUGCUGGAUAUUCCCACAUGGCCCACCCUAUAAGAGGAUCCCACCCUGGGGACAUGGACGAGCUCGGGGAAAUGGUCUAUUCCACUCCACUGCACUCACAAGGCAGUUUAUAUAUGGAAGAAGAGCUCUCUCAGAGACCCUCGCAUGCAUACCGACCGAGUACCGCAGGACCCCGCUACGGCCAAGUCCCACCACAGAUCAGUCGCAGUCAGUCCGCUGCGUAUUACCCCGUCCAGCCUUACGAAACCGAGCGGCAGGUCCAGCUUUCUUCUCCCGAGCACCAUCACGGUAUGCGCCGCCCACUUAGCGCCACCGGUCCCACACCGCGCCCGCUCAUUCACUCGCAAAGCACCGGCCUACGCUUCUCGCCGUCCAGCAGCAGCCUGGCCGUGGGCUCGACUUCAAACCUCGGCCCGGGAUUCAGGCCCUCGAGCUCUGCGCAGCAAAUGGAGAUCCCGCUCAAUCUAGCGUACGAAGGAGAAUACAGCGAUGACCUUUCGCCUGUUUCUCCACCGCAGGGCACUGAUAUGCGAGUUUUGGGUGGUACGUAUCCGGGUGAGGCUUUGAGAGCACGUUCCACGCCCUUUAUGGGCAUCAUCGACAAGACAGCACGGACUCAGCAGUAUUUUCAACAGCCUUCCUCUAGCUCUUCCACUUCGUCACGCACUUGGGCUGUGUCGUCCUUGGACACGGUGGUUUCCAGCCCUGCAACAUCACCCGGAAACAUGACCUACGGGCACCUCGCCUAUUACAACCGCACCAACAAUGCUCACAAUGGGCAUUUAGUGGAGGACGAGUACUAUCGCGCUGAUAGCUCAGGGCGAGUGAGUCAGGUGCCUACUUAUCCGGAUAUCAAGGUGGCACGGACGCUGCCCGUCUCCCAGGCCUACACAGACGCCGACUACAGACAGGCAGGACACGUCGACCGCCAAGGUCCUUCGUCUCCCAUUAAACCAAAGAGGCCCUUUGUUGAGUCCAAUGUGUGAGAGACCAGACAUGUAACCAUGUACAACGAUUCAUGUAUAUUGUAUGCGAAGCUACAUAUAUGGACCUUUGGUGUGUGGGUGGUGAACAUAUGCAGUGCAUUUGUUCUGGACAUAUAGUGAGGAACCACGACAUGCAGGAUGCUUGAGAUGCAUCAAUACCAACACUAGUAUCUUUGAAAUAUUAAUGACACGCCCUACAUAUUGAUCUCCUGUGGUAUUGUAAAUAAGGACUUCUGUCAGUUAAUGAUUCCCAGCAGAAACUACGCUAAUGCUAAUAUUUAAAUGCCUCCAUAGUUCAGCGAAUCACAUUUUACACCACGCUGACCCUGCUGACCAUGUCUAGUUUGUAUUUGUAAAGCAAAUAUGCUGUCCUGUAGUGCACUACCAACACAAGCGGAAUGAAAGACAUGGCCAACAGCAUUCCAGUUCAGAUCUAAUCCCUCCGGGUCCUCAUGCUCCCCCUAAUGAACUCUUUGAGGCAGCGUAUGAGUAAGGCAAGGUACACCAAUACUACACUGUGUAUGAUCUGUAAACUGUGCCACUAUUGGGGAAUAAUUUCACAGCGAGUCUUGAGGUUGCCAGGUCCCAUCGCUCUAGAGCAUUGCUCAUAAGUGUGGCCUCAUCUGUAGAGUAGAUACUGCUACACAAUGACUUCCUUAAAGAAAAUGUACAUAGCUA
Messenger RNA from Trichomycterus rosablanca, 6892 nucleotides. RefSeq names its product tetratricopeptide repeat, ankyrin repeat and coiled-coil containing 2a (gene tanc2a). The transcript has 28 exons. The record is from RefSeq and is a predicted model, not a curated record. Gene Ontology annotation, biological process: regulation of dendritic spine morphogenesis. Gene Ontology annotation, molecular function: protein binding. Lineage: Eukaryota; Metazoa; Chordata; Actinopteri; Siluriformes; Trichomycteridae. The coding region runs from base 365 to 6214 and encodes 1949 amino acids. Gene Ontology annotation, cellular component: dendritic spine.